Messenger RNA from Recurvomyces mirabilis, 1890 nucleotides. RefSeq lists its product as uncharacterized. NCBI's taxonomy places the organism in Eukaryota, Fungi, Ascomycota, Dothideomycetes, Mycosphaerellales, Teratosphaeriaceae. The transcript has a single exon. Gene Ontology annotation, biological process: mitochondrial translational initiation. Gene Ontology annotation, molecular function: structural constituent of ribosome. The record is from RefSeq and is a predicted model, not a curated record. Gene Ontology annotation, cellular component: mitochondrial small ribosomal subunit. The coding region runs from base 1 to 1890 and encodes 629 amino acids.
AUGAAUCACGAUGGUGAUGACCGUGAAGAUGAGUCGGAUGGCAACACGAACCGAGUCCUGCUUCAGCGGACCUCCGGCUUGGCGGGAAAGUCGCCUGUAUGCAUUGGACAAGGCUGCUCACCAUAUGCUCCAUACAUCCAGGCCAUUGACUCGACCUGCCUCUCUCCUGCCGACACUGUGAGCACGGUAACGAUGUCCAAGGCUGCCACCUCGCCCACCGCUCGACUGUUACAGAAUUCUCGACUUUUCUCCCUUCCGCGACCUUUACCACAACCUGCAUUGGAAAGCAUCUCAUCUACCGGACUGUACCGUGCGUCAGACACUGCGACAUCUCCAUAUCCAACGUACCAAGCCAUCGCCACACCGCCAUCAUCACACUUCCGAGGCGACUGGGGUCUAAAGCGUGCAUUGCCUAAGAAGGCGACAGCCAGCAGCACACCACAUAUUCGAGUGCGGGCACAGGACAACACCGAGCACAUCACCGAUUUCACCAGUGCAGCAGAUCAUACUCAGACCAGCGCCAAAUGGCAGGAACUGGGCGUGCCGAUCUUGAUACGGCAAGGGCGAGGUGAUCGAGAACGAGAACGGAUACCGAUUAGUGUGUUCGAGGAGGAUCUCGACCGGACUGAUGGCGCGGCGAAAAGGACAUGGAAGUGGAAUGGACCUUGGCUGGCGGGUAUGCAGGCGGGCGAGUUCGACCUGUUCGUCAAGAAUCUAGGGACGAGACGAGGGGUAGAUGGGAAGAAGGAUGCGAAGGGCAAGAGUCGCGUGCAUGAUUUCAAGGAGUAUGUGAAAGAGCAGAUAGUUGAGCAGGAGCUGGCGCAGGCUAGACGGAAGGCACUGGAUCAGGGCGAGUCUUUCUCACUAGAGCACAUCACGGAGCUGCGAGCUUCGAUACGACCAGACGACGAGCAGCUCUCAGUAGCGCUCCUACAGCUACGAGCGGACCACGCCAAGGACAGCCUCUCCUCUCAGCUGACCUCUUAUCUGACUGACUUCCUCGACCUCCCACCUGUGACGUCUGGUAAGGCGUCUCCAGGACCCGGUGCAUUCGGCAUGACACCCAAGAUGCAGAAACUCGUCGGUGGCCUAAACAGCGAGAACGACCUCAUUGAUAGUUCGCCGCCUACCACCCACCCAAGUGCCGGUCUCUCCUAUCUGCGGACGGCAGCCAUAAUGUCCAAUCAUCCACUUCACGGCCCACAAUCACAUCGCGCACCAGUACGCGCACGCGUCCUACGGACUCGCAUCAGUGCCACAGGAAGCGAGCAACACGCCAAACUCGGCGUGGCUGGUGUAGUCGCUGUGGACUCAGUCUCAAGCACCUUCAAUCCUAAUAAGAAGCAACUUGCGACCACCUUGUCAGACGAAAGACUUGGUGAGCCAAACCGCAUGGCCAACCAGCUGGACACCGAGCUAGAAGGAGGCAACAAGAUGUGGGUGCACCCGGACACAGCAUACGUCGACGAGAAGGGCCGCAUAAGGCUGGAAGUCCGCCGCGGUACGCUCGAAGCAGUCUCGGUGAGACAAAACGACGUGGAGUUCAUCCACGAACAGCGCAAGCAAGACUUCGGUGGUCCUGGCUCGUUCGGCCGUGGCUCAAUGCCUAGCGCCGCAGCGAGAUUCCCACCAGGUACCGCGAAUAACGCGAAUUAUGGUGUCAGUCUGCCUGAUAGGCAAACUCCUCGGGCAGCGCCACAGUCGGCUAUGUGGAGACAAGGUAGCCCGGCUGCGAGGAGGACUCCGGACUAUGCGAGUUCUGGCUUAGGCGCGAGGCGGUCGGACAUCAAAGGGUUCGACGAGGAGUUGGGUAUGGAAGGUAAAGGUGAACUGGAUGACGAAAGCGCGAUGAGUAAGAUUCGAGAGCUGGCAAAUGGACAACAGCGGUAG